Molecule: messenger RNA, 2184 nt
Organism: Chrysemys picta bellii (western painted turtle)
Lineage: Eukaryota; Metazoa; Chordata; Testudines; Emydidae
Gene: WIF1
Product: WNT inhibitory factor 1
Biological process (GO): anatomical structure development
Cellular component (GO): cell surface; extracellular region
Molecular function (GO): signaling receptor binding
Source: RefSeq, a predicted model, not a curated record
UCGCCUCCCUGCCGAGCACCGGGAAGUGCGGGCGAGCAAGGGAAGGACUCGGCGGGCUUCUCCGGCCCCCUCUGGGGGAGCCGCGCUGCCAGCCCGGCCUCGCCUCCCUGCUCCAGGCGCCUCCUAGCGGGGCUCAGCAGCAGCGCUGGGUGCCGGUGCCUUUCCCAGGCACGUCCCCCCUCAGCCGCGCUCAGCCCGACUCCCAGCCCCGCUCGCUGCUGCCAGCGGGCGAACCCACCCCCCGCGGCCAGCCAGAGCCUGCUGCCCAGAGCCAGUCGGCGCGGAGACACGCGGCGUGUGCGCGCGGGACCGGGCGAGGGGAAGGCAGCGCGAGGGAGCGCCCGGCGCCUUUCGGAGCAGCAGCAGCAGCAGCAUGGCCGGUCCGAGCGCCCUCUGCUCCGCGCUCGGGCUCUGCAGCAUCCUGAGCCUCUGGGCUCUGCCGGCGCGGGCUGCGCAGCGGCAAGAGGACACUCUCUACAUGUGGAUUGAUGCUCAUCAAGCCAGAGUCCUGAUAGGCUUUGAAGAGGAUAUUCUGAUUGUUUCAGAGGGGAAAAUGGCCCCAUUCACUCAUGAUUUCAGAAAAGCCCAGCAGAGGAUGCCAGCUAUUCCAGUCAAUAUCCACUCUAUGAAUUUUACCUGGCAUGCAACAGGAAGGGCUGAGUACUUUUAUGAGUUCCUGUCCUUGCGGUCACUGGAUAAAGGCAUAAUGGCUGAUCCAACCAUAAAUAUCCCCCUGCUUGGAACAGUUCCUCACAAAGCAUCAGUUGUUCAGGUUGGAUUUCCAUGCCUUGGAAAACAAGAUGGAGUAGCGGCGUUUGAAGUUACUGUGAUCAUAAUGAAUUCAGAAGGCAAUGUAAUCCUCCAAACACCCCAAAAUGCUAUCUUCUUUAAAACAUGUCAGCAAGCUGAAUGUCCAGGAGGGUGCAGAAAUGGAGGUUUUUGCAAUGAAAGGCAUGUCUGUGAAUGUCCAGAUGGAUUUUAUGGGCCUCAUUGUGAGAAAGCUUUGUGUGCGUCCCGCUGCAUGAAUGGUGGGCUCUGUGUCACACCAGGUUUGUGCAUCUGCCCUCCUGGAUUCUAUGGCGUCAACUGUGAUAAAGCUAACUGCACAACAACCUGUUUCAAUGGAGGAACCUGCUUCUAUCUAGGAAAAUGCAUUUGUCCUUCAGGACUCGAGGGAAACCAUUGUGAAAUUAGCAAAUGCCAACAGCCAUGUAGAAAUGGAGGUAAAUGUACCGGUAAAAAUAAAUGUAAGUGCUCCAAAGGUUACCAAGGAGAACUUUGUUCAAAGCCUGUCUGUGAACCUGGUUGUGGAUCAUAUGGAACCUGUGUGGAACCUAACAAAUGUCAAUGCAAAGAAGGCUGGCAUGGAAGACAUUGCAACAAAAGGUAUGGAGCCAGCAUUAUGAGUGCCCUGAGGCCAACAGACCCCAAGCACAGACAGCACACGCCUUCACCUAAAAAGGCUGAAGAGAGGCAUGUUCCACCCGAAUCCAAUUAUAUCUGGUGAACUCAAACAUCUGAAACGUUUUAUGUUACACAAAGUUCAUAGCCUUCAUUAACCUUUCAUGUGUUGAAUGUUAAAAUGCUGUUCAUUACAGUUAAGAUUACUGGCCUGAAUUUUAUUAGCUUCAUUAUAAACCACUGAGCUGAUAUUUACUAUUCCUUUUAAGUUUUAUAAAUCCUUCUUUAGCACGAUUAUAUAGGCUUCUUGUUUCAGUGCUUUGGACAGUGUUUUGUACUAUAUUUCAGUAAUGUUUAAACUUUCCUUUUUGAUUAUGUAGCUGCAAAUAUUUUCCAAAAAUGAAACAAUUUCCAAGUGAAGCAUUUUGUAGAAGCUGCCCUCGGUUGAUCUGAUGACUAGAGAGUUUGCCUAAGCAACAGUCAGGGUUGUUUUUGCAUUGUUACUAUCAUGUACUUAGAACGAUUACAAACAAGUUUCCUAAUUUAAAAAAAAAAUCAAUACAGCAAUAUUGUUGGUCAUAACAAUUUUGCAGAGUGCUCUGUAUUAAAUAUACACUAUGGCAUUUGAACAAUAUAAUAUAUUGUAAACAAAGUAGAACUAUAAUGUAUGAACUUUUUGCAUUGGCUUGAAGCAAUAUAAUAUAUUGGAAACAAAACAGCUCUUAUGUAAUAAACUUUUUAUACUGAUUGUUAUGUAUAAAAUAAAGAUGCUGCUUUAGUUUU